Molecule: messenger RNA, 995 nt
Organism: Uloborus diversus
Lineage: Eukaryota; Metazoa; Arthropoda; Arachnida; Araneae; Uloboridae
Exons: 3
Coding region: 286-915 (209 amino acids)
Source: RefSeq, a predicted model, not a curated record
UGUUCGUAACCAAGUGACUCAGAAUUUCUUAUUUUGUUCAAGUAGCAGAUCGGAAACUUGGACAGGAUGUAACCCUGACCCUGACCCUCAUGAUUCAAAACGAAACUUGCGGCAGAUAGACGGAAGAGGCGGAACUUUCACUUCUGUGGAAAGAAGGAAGCCUUAUCUUGCUCUUAUCCUUCAGAGUUCGAAUUCCUACAGCUGCAUGGAAAUUUGUUUUAUUUAUCUUAAACUAGAAGCUCAGGAAGAGUGUUUCGUGUUGUUUACCUGUUACGAUGAAUCUCAAUGAGUUCUGGUGAGCAUACGUUUUUCAUUUUAAGUUGGUUGAUUUUGUUUCCACUUUUCGAGGGGUCGUUUACUAUGGAGGACAUUCGAGGUGCAGGACCGUCUGCGAGUGGCAUAUUUCCUUCUGACUUUAUGGAGCAGAGUUUCGCCGAAGAAAGCGACGUGGCGCGGCAACUGGAGACGCCGAACGAGGCGUUUAUGGUAGUCGAAAUGAUAGAAAAAGACUUGGAGGACGUAUAUUUGAAAUACAAGACGAUAGACGAUAACUUAAAGCGUCUGAAAAGAUACAUCGAAGCUGACAAACGAAGGAAAUCUUGUGGUAUCAUGGAUAUAGACAACGAAUUCUGCCGGGAAGCAAUCCGCAUCGCCGUUCUGGAAGAGCCGGAUGGAUUAUCAGAAGAGUCCUUGGUUCGCGUCUUGAAAGAAUUCAGCAUCAGCAAAAAACAAACAGUCAUCUCCAAAUACGCUUCGACAAACGUAAAGAAAUUCAGAUCUCAGCUGCUACUGAUCGAGCGUCAUCUGAUGAAGAUGAAGCAGAAAAGAACAGGAAAUGUACCACCAAAUUUAAUUAAAAAAGUCAAGAAUAUCCUUGAUACUAUAGAAGAAAUUAUUGAAAACACUCGGGAGUGAUUGAUUCAUAUGGAUUACCGAUAUUGGAAGUGAAAAUUCUGAGGCUUAGAACAAUAAAAAUGUUUUUAAUGCUUAUAUGA